CCGACCCGAACGACUCAAAGUCAUCCCGCCAGCCAGCGCCUCAUUGUUUUUCUCUUUUGAGACCUUUGGAUUUUGGAAGGUCUUGAUCAUAAUGAGUGCGGGUACAAGAAGCUGCUGGUGGUACGAUGGACAAUACCACUAGUAUGAGAUGGAAAGCCAUGGUGUUGGUUCUGGUGAUCGGUGCUGUGGUUGCCGCAAUCGGGUUUGUCUCGAAUGGUCCCACUAUGGCUAACAGUACUGGUACCACUACAAGUAAUGGUAUCAGACUGCUUCAAAACAUGAUUGACGAUCCCAAGGGACCUCAUAUCAAACAACCAAGCACCCGAUUUCAAGGCUUGGUGGAACUCUUGGUCACGGCCGAAAUCAGUACCCUCCAGGAUUUGCAAGACCCAAAUUCUCCUCAGUACCAGGCUGCUGACUGGAUGGCCAACGAGGACGAGUCGGAAUUGGAGGAUUUGAGCCACAGCGACAACCUCCCUGCCAUUACCCAACGAUACAUCCUGACGGUAUUCUACUUCGCCUUGCGAGGACCCUACUGGCCCAAUCAAUUGAAUUUCUUGCAACCUGUCAAUGAGUGCGAGUGGAAUCUGGUUGGCUUUGUGGACGAUGGCCUCAUUCGAACCUACGGAGUCACUUGCUUUGAGGACACGGGGACCGUCCGGAGAUUGUAUAUGCCCUCCAACUUUUUGGAAGGCUCCUUUCCCAUGGAACUUUCUUAUUUGACACACUUGGAGGACCUCUUUGCCUUUAACAGUCCACGCCUCACAGAACCAUUUCCAGCAUUUUUGCAAGGUCAUGAAAAUAUUGAAACCAUUGGGCUGCACUACUGCGAUCUCAAUGGGACACUGCCCGAAUGGGUCGGUGACUUGACAUCCCUCGAGAGCCUCAUCUUGUCCAACAAUCAAUUGGAAGGAUCACUCCCCGAGAAUUUUGCCAAUCUGACCAAUCUGCAACAACUAUACCUCGAUGACAACUUUCUCCUAGAGGUCAACAUGACCUUGUUGGCCAACAUGACCCGCCUUAGGCAUUUGGUCUUGGAACAAACCAUACUAACAUCGUCGUCCUUACUGGACGAUGUGUUGAUUGGUGGCUGGCCAAGAUUGGAGAUUCUAGACUUGAGCGAAUGCAACUUGACUUCCACCAUACCCGCCAGUCUAUUGCAACAUCCCACGUUGCGGAUUCUGGAUCUCCACGACAAUCAACUCUACGGAACAUUACCCCCACGAUUGGCAGACACCAACACCGCUCUGGAAUUGCUGGCACUCAACUACAACAAUCUUACAGGGGAAAUUCCCACCGCAUUUGGUCAACUUGUCGCCCUGACACACUUGGAUUUCUCUGUCAAUCAAUUCACUGGCACCAUUCCGGACGCAUUGAGUGAAAUGAGUGAUUCUCUGAACAUUCUAUUCUUGGCAUCCAAUCCCUUUCAGGCGGCACCCAUUCCCUCGUUUUUGCAGGACAUGACCAAUCUCAUCGAAUUGUCCUUGAAGAAUACGGCACGAACCGGAGAGAUUCCCUCGUGGAUUGGCGAUACUCUGCUACUGUUGACACUGCUUGAUUUGGGGGAGAACGAGUUGGGAGGGUUCAUUCCAGAAUCUUUGAGUGGUUUGACCUCUUUACAAGUGCUGAUGCUGAAUCACAAUCAGCUCAGUGGCACCAUCCCCUCGUUGCUGUCAUCCAUUCAAUAUAGUCUUGAGUUCUUGUUGAUGGAAGGCAAUAACCUUAAAGGCGAUGCUGGGCCAGUAUGCGAUGGUUUCUCUGCAACACGUGAAUUCUAUUCCGCAGAUUGUGACGAAAUCGAUUGUUCAUGUUGCGAUGUUUGCUGUGUGGAUAGUGACAGCGAUUGCAAUGAUAGGAAUUGGUUGAUUGAUGCCGAUCCCAUUUGGGAACUGGGGUUUGAACGGAUAUGGCAGCCAGGAUUGAGCAAUGGCGGUUCGUACAUUGUCAACUUCAGUGGAGAGAUUCCAUAA
Seminavis robusta is the source of this 1970-nucleotide messenger RNA. Lineage: Eukaryota; Bacillariophyta; Bacillariophyceae; Naviculales; Naviculaceae. The record is from the annotation of a GenBank genome assembly.